UUACCUGUAGCGUCCGUUGUGUUCCCUCUCUCUCUUUCCCUAUAGCUCCCGUUUGGCCAGUUCUCUUCUCCCCUUUCUCUCUGCAAAAUGGGCUUGGAUUGGCCAUUAACCCUUGUCUAAGCCGCCUUGAAUGGAUGCUUCUAUUCAAUCUGAGAUCGAGGACCUUUGAAUCUCUGAAAAAGGUGGAGUAUUUGCCUGUGUUUCAUUGGUUCUUGGAGCUCCUGGGAGUAUCAGAUUCGAAGCCCUAAUUUCGGCCAUUCUUUGCCAGAAAGUGUUAAGUUAGAGUUACAUUUGUACUGUUAGUGGAGAUUUGUGGAGUUUUAAUGAAAUUGCUGGGGACAAUCGUGGAGUUUUGAAUGUUUGAAGGUGGAAAGGGCAGUCACAGGUGGAAAACAGGGAGAGAUUAUUGGAUUAGGGUUUCUGACUCUCAUUUUGUGGCUAGAAGACCUUUAUUUUGAUUACGAGGUAAAUGCACGGUGUUUUUGUUUUUGGUCAUGAUCUUUGGUAAUGGGUUGAUUUCCGUAGAAGAUUGGGAUUGCUUUCAGUUGGUAAUCUAGGGCUUCGACGUUACUGGAUGUGAUUAGGGAACCUGAAUCACUGUCGUCAAAUUCUUUUGAAUUCAUUGAUUUUUUGGAGGUUGGGCGAGCUGUGAUAUUUGAUUAAGGUUUGGUAUAGAUUCCUGUUAGGGAAUUUCUCGUUCUGGUUUUGUAGCUAAAGUAAAGCGAUUUCAGUUAUUAUUCAGAGAACUUGCCAUAAAGAACUCAAAUGGGCAGGGUUUUGGCUUUGUCUCAAUGAGAUGAUAUUUCUUAGGAAUUCAGCUUAGUCAAGUUUAUGGGGUGAGAAGAAUUGAUGGGCUGCACCAUUACAAGGCUAGAUUCUGUAGUUUAUAGGGAAGAGAAAUUCUGUUCUUGGUUUCAAGCUUCUUUAUUGGGGAGACAGGUAGGUGAAUGGAAGGCUUUCAAUUGCACAAAGUGAUGUUUGGGUUGGCAAAUCACUGGUAUUACAAGCCUUUCAUGAAGCCUUCGCUUAUACAAAGAGGCUUUGCUUUGGCGAGGUUUGGUGUGUGAUUUCAUAAGGUCGAUGACAGAUCUUCCCAGGAAUGGCCCUGUCGAAAGGGAUAUUGAGCAGGCAAUUACAGCUCUCAAGAAAGGAGCAUAUUUACUCAAGUAUGGACGCAGAGGGAAGCCAAAGUUUUGCCCUUUUAGGCUCGCUAAUGAUGAGUCUAUACUGCUCUGGUAUUCUGGUAAAGAGGAGAAACAACUUAAACUUAGCCAAGUCUCAAGAAUCAUACCGGGACAACGUACUGCAAUAUUUCAGCGAUAUCCAAGGCCUGAGAAGGAAUACCAAUCGUUUUCUCUUAUAUACAAUGAUAGGUCUUUGGAUUUGAUCUGCAAGGACAAAGAUGAAGCUGAAGUCUGGUUUGUUGGCUUGAAGGCCUUAAUUUCCCGUGGUACUCACCGGAAAUGGAGAAUAGAAUCAAGAAGUGACAGAGCUUCAUCAGAUACGAACAGUCCAAGUACCUAUACUCGAAGGAAUUCCCCAUUAGGCUCUCCAUAUGAUGUUGGUGACAAUCAAUCUGGCCAGAGCCCAUAUGAUAGCCCUCCACGCAAUGGAAUUGGAAAGGCAUUUUCUGAUGUGAUAUUAUUCACUGCUCCUCCAAUUGCCAAUUUGGUUAUACCAUUCCCAUCAGGAAGUGGUGAUAAUUCAAAUGGACACAUGCGAAUUAGUGCCGCGGAUAAUUUUAGAGUAAGUCUUUCUAGUGUGGUGAGCUCAUCAAGUCAAGGUUCUGGUCAUGAAGAUUUUGAUGCAUUAGGUGAUGUUUUCCUUUGGGGAGAGGCCACAGGUGAAGGCUUGCUAGGUGGUGGCAUACAGAGGCUUGGUAGUUCCUCAGGUGCCAAGAUGGAUUCUCUUUUACCCAAAGCCUUGGAAUCAGCAGUUGUUCUUGAUGUUCAUAAUAUAGCUUGUGGAAGUAGACAUGCUACACUAGUCACAAAGCAAGGGGAGGUUUUUUCUUGGGGAGAGGAAUCUGGAGGUAGGCUUGGUCAUGGAAUAGAAGCUGACGUUGCCCAGCCAAAGCUGGUUGAUGCUCUUAGUGGCAUGAAUGUUGAACUUGUAGCAUGUGGGGAAUAUCAUACAUGUGCUGUAACAAUGGCUGGAGAUCUAUACACAUGGGGUGAUGGUACUCACAAUUUUGGGCUACUUGGACACGGUACUGAGGUUAGUCAUUGGGUCCCAAAAAGAGUAAGUGGUCCAUUAGAGGGUAUACAUGUAUCAUCUAUAUCUUGUGGGCCUUGGCAUACAGCUGUUGUGACAUCUGCAGGUCAGUUGUUUACCUUUGGUGAUGGGACUUUUGGUGCUCUUGGUCAUGGAGAUCGUGCAUGUACAAGCACACCUAGAGAAGUGGAAUCUCUAAAGGGGCUACGUACAAUGCGAGUAGCCUGUGGUGUUUGGCACACUGCUGCAAUUGUCGAAAUUAUAGUUGGUUCUUCUAGUUCUAGUAACACUUCAUCUGGAAAACUCUUCACUUGGGGAGAUGGGGACAAAGGCCGGCUUGGACAUGGUGAUAAGGAGCCUAAAGUUAUCCCUACAUGUGUUGCUUCUCUUGUUGAGCCAAACUUUUGCCAAGUAGCUUGUGGUCAUAGCCUGACAAUUGCCCUAACAACCUCAGGGCGUGUAUACACAAUGGGUAGCACUGUUUAUGGUCAGCUCGGAAAUCCCCAUGCAGAUGGAAAGCUUCCCACUUGUGUUGAAGGCAAGAUUCGCAAUAGUUUUGUUGAAGAAAUAACCUGUGGUGCUUAUCAUGUUGCAGUUUUGACCUCAAGAACUGAAGUUUACACUUGGGGAAAAGGAGCGAAUGGGCGAUUAGGUCAUGGAGAUACUGAUGAUAGAAAUACCCCAACACUUGUUGAGGCUUUGAGAGACAAGCAAGUUAAGAGUGUUGUGUGCGGCUCCAAUUUUACUGCAGUUAUCUGUCUCCAUAAAUGGGUUUCCUGUGCCGAUCAAUCCAUCUGCUCUGGUUGCCACCUUCCUUUUGGCUUUAGAAGGAAACGACAUAACUGCUAUAACUGUGGUUUGGUAUUUUGUAAUGCCUGCAGUGGUAAAAAAUCUCUAAAAGCUUCAUUGGCUCCAAAUAUCAAUAAACCUUAUCGCGUCUGUGACGACUGUUAUCUGAAACUCAAGAAGGCUAUAGAGGCUGGUUCAGUUUCUCGAUUUGCAGGAAACAGGAGUGGGAGUUUGAACCAUAGGUCAUAUGAGGCACCAGAAAAUGGUCCUCUAGAUUCCAAAUCUCAUGCACAACUCUCAAGGCUCUCUUCAAUGGAAUCAUUCAAGCAUGUCGAAGGCAGAUCUGUAUCCAAGCGCAACAGGAAAUUAGAGUCCAAUAGUAAUCGUGUCUCACCCAUUCCAAAUGGAAACAAUCAGUGGGAGAGUGUAACUUUUUCAAGGUCUUUAAAUCCUGUAUUUGGUUCAUCAAAGAAAAUCUUUUCAGCUUCUGUUCCUGGUUCAAGAAUUGUUUCUCGGGCGACAUCCCCUGUCUCAAGAAGACCAAGCCCCCCGCGUUCCACAACACCGACACCAACUAUGUCUGGGCUUGCUUCUCCUAGAGCCGUUGUGGAAGGUGCAAAACAAACAAAUGAUAGCUUAAGCCAAGAAGUUGUGAAAUUGAGGGUUCAGGUUGAGAAUCUUACACGUAAAUCUCAACUUCAAGAAGUUGAACUUGAAAAAGCCACGAAGGAACUGAAGGAUGCCCAGGCACUAGCACGGGAAGAAUCAGAAAAAUGCAAGGCAGCGAAAGAUGUAAUCAAAUCACUGACUGCACAGUUGAAGGACAUGGCUGAAAGGCUAGGAGAAGGGAAAAUUGAUGGACCAGUUUCUGUUUCCUCUCACACUAGCAAUAAUCUGGGUCUCACUUCUAAUGAGAAUCAUCUGAGCAGUGCAAUAGCCCACGAUGAUGCCGACUCCAACGGCUCAAGCAAUUUGCACUCAAGCAAUGAAAACAAAGCACCUGCUUUGGGUGAGUGGGUGGAACAAGAUGAGCCUGGUGUUUACAUCACUCUCACCUCCUUACCUGGAGGUGCAAAGGAUCUCAAGCGGGUUCGGUUCAGCCGGAAAAGAUUCAGUGAACGGGAGGCAGAGAAAUGGUGGGCAGAGAAUAGAGCUAGGGUUUAUGAGAAAUACAGGAUACGCUCAGUGGAGAGACCGGACAUGGGUCCCGCUUCAAUGUCCGGAAGAACAGAGCAUGAAGAGAAGACCUAGCAAAGAACCCCUUAUUUUCUUGAUAACACCGGAAACUGUACAUUGUUAGCUCAUCCGGUGGCUCAAAAACCGUGACAGUUAUACGGGGCCAUGAAUGGGUCACAUUAUGGUGGAUUCAUGGGUCUUAGAAAGGAGACAGAUUUGGAGGCUUAGAUAAGAGAGAGAAAGAGAGAGAGAGAGAGGAGUUGUAUAAUUGUAUGAAGAGGAAGUGGAUCUUUCUGCUGAUUUUGUGUUGUGUUCGUGUGUGAGGGUGUGCAUGCAUUGUUCUUUGAAAGAUCCGCGGAUUUUUUUUUCCUAUUGUGUAUCAUUCAACUCAAGAGUCUCUUUUUGCCUGUC
This is a messenger RNA of Amborella trichopoda, 4590 nucleotides long. Its product is annotated as PH, RCC1 and FYVE domains-containing protein 1. The record is from RefSeq and is a predicted model, not a curated record. NCBI's taxonomy places the organism in Eukaryota, Viridiplantae, Streptophyta, Magnoliopsida, Amborellales, Amborellaceae. Gene Ontology annotation, molecular function: metal ion binding.